AUGACCACCCAAGCCAGUCCACCCAUUCGUAACGACCCCCCCCCCACCCUCGCCCCUCUUGCAGAUUGGCCUGUGCCUCCCGACAGCAACUCCUGCCGGACCGUCGUCUGGAAGCGCGACCGCUUUCCUCACGGCUGUACGUGGCCGCGGGAGGACGGGCCCCUCGGACAGACGACCUUCCUCGGCCGCUUGCUCUUCAACAAUAAAGGCAACAGGGCCAAGCUAAGCGAAAUCCUGAAGAACUUUGGGGAAUAUGCGGCCUUCAGUGACCAGGCGUCGGCGCUGAAGGCGGGGUCGGACCUGCUGAAGAAGCAAAAUGAAUCUCAGUACUUGCAGAUUGCCGGACAGCCUCACAGCGUCCUGGUCUACGUGACGAAGAGGGGCGACUGGAGAAGUGGCGGGACGACGACGCGCUCGUGA
Messenger RNA from Penaeus vannamei (Pacific white shrimp), 420 nucleotides. Lineage: Eukaryota; Metazoa; Arthropoda; Malacostraca; Decapoda; Penaeidae. The record is from RefSeq and is a predicted model, not a curated record.